AUGGCUCUGGCAGCUUUGAGCCUGCUUUGGCUGACUUUCCAGGAUGCCUCUGCACAGAUUCCCGAAGGGAUGAGCUUGUCCUACUACAGCAGCUUGCCUGCGACAAAGAUCUUAAUCUGGGGAGGUGAUACAGGCCAAGGCCUGGACAUGUCGAGGUUCGCGCAUUCACGGUGUGCUUUACUACUCCUCGUUGGCAAGAAUGCAGAGGAUGCUGAGGCUGCGGCGACGCAGCUCCUGGCUGAGCCGCCAGUGGCAGGGACUUGCCCGCCAGGUGUGGAGCCUGUAGUGCACUGGGAUGCGGGCGAUAUACACAAUGCCACGUAUGUGCUGCGUUUGACCGCCAGGUACGAGUCAACUCUUGGAGGGUCACCUGACAUAUCCUGGAACUUCGCAGAGUGA
Symbiodinium necroappetens is the source of this 399-nucleotide messenger RNA. Lineage: Eukaryota; Dinophyceae; Suessiales; Symbiodiniaceae. The record is from the annotation of a GenBank genome assembly.